AGGCAGUGACACCCAACUCCCUCCCUCUCUGUGUCUGUCCUCUCCUGCCUAUUAAUAGGAGGCAUUGGCUUCGAUCAUUCCUCAAGCCUGAGAUAGAGAAACUAAGCCUGUUUGUGAUAUAAUUCUAAGGUCUCCUGAGAGAAAAUGUCUUGCUGCGGAGGCAACUGUGGCUGUGGCUCUGCCUGCAACUGUGGCAGCCGCUGCGGAGGGUGCAGCAUGUACCCUGAUCUGGGCGGGGAGGGGAUCGCCACCACCAAAACCAUGAUCGUUGGUGUUGCACCUCAGAAGGGGCACUUCGAAGGGUUUGAGAUGGCAGCUGGGUCUGAGAACGGAGGCUGCGACUGCAAGUGCGGGUGUGCGCCAAACUGCAGCUGCGAUUCCUGCACUUGUUGCAAGUGAGACAUUUAACAUUGCUUGGUAGAGACAGUGUCCUCCAUCUAUAAAUCUUAGAAGGUCUCCUUCCAAGCAUCCGAGGAUUAUGCUACUAUUAUCUAAAUAAGAGGAGGAUAGGCAAGCUCUAAUGUCAGACAAAUUUCUAUCAUAUAUAUGAUGUUUUCUAGCUAGCACCUCAA
Messenger RNA from Phoenix dactylifera (date palm), 572 nucleotides. RefSeq names its product metallothionein-like protein type 2. The record is from RefSeq and is a predicted model, not a curated record. Gene Ontology annotation, molecular function: metal ion binding. NCBI's taxonomy places the organism in Eukaryota, Viridiplantae, Streptophyta, Magnoliopsida, Arecales, Arecaceae.